AUGAACAGCAACGAUGCCAAGGAGUAUCUAACGCGAAGGGAAAUCCCUCAGCUUUUCGAGAGCCUUUUGAAUGGAUUGAUGUGUUCUAAGCCUGAAGACCCAGUAGAGUACUUGGAAAAUUGUUUACAGAAAGUCAAGGAGCUAGGUGGCUGUGACAAGGUGAAAUGGGACACAUUUGUCAGCCAGGAAAAGAAGACCUUACCUCCACUCAACGGAGGGCAGUCACGGAGAUCCUUUCUAAGAAAUGUGAUGCCUGAAAAUUCAAACUUUUCGUAUCGGCGAUAUGAUCGGCUCCCUCCAAUCCAUCAAUUCUCCAUAGAAAGCGACACGGAUCUCUCUGAGACUGCAGAGUUAAUUGAGGAGUAUGAGGUUUUUGAUCCUUCUAGACCUCGACCGAAAAUCAUUCUUGUCAUAGGUGGCCCAGGAAGUGGAAAGGGUACUCAGAGUUUGAAAAUUGCAGAACGUUAUGGAUUCCAGUACAUUUCAGUGGGAGAAUUAUUAAGAAAGAAGAUCCACAGUACCAGCAGCAAUAGGAAAUGGAGUCUGAUUGCCAAAAUAAUUACAACGGGAGAAUUGGCCCCACAGGAAACGACAAUUACAGAAAUAAAACAGAAAUUGAUGCAAAUACCUGAUGAAGAGGGCAUUGUUAUUGAUGGAUUUCCAAGAGAUGUUGCUCAGGCUCUGUCUUUUGAGGACCAAAUCUGUACCCCUGACCUCGUGGUGUUCCUGGCUUGCGCCAAUCAGAGGCUCAAAGAAAGACUACUGAAGCGUGCAGAGCAACAGGGGAGGCCUGACGACAAUCUGAAAGCUACCCAAAGGAGACUAAUGAACUUCAAGCAGAAUGCUGCUCCAUUGGUUAAAUAUUUCCAGGAAAAGGGGCUCAUCAUGACAUUUGAUGCAGACCGAGAUGAGGAUGAGGUGUUUUAUGACAUCAGUGUGGCAGUUGACAACAAGUUGUUUCCUAACAAAGAGGCUGCAGCAGGUUCAGUUGACCUUGAUCCAUCCAUGAUGCUGGACACUGGAGAGAUCAAUGAUACAGGAUCUGAUUAUGAAGAUCAGGGUGAUGACCAGUUAAAUAUAUUUGGAGAAGAUACUAUGGGAGGUGUUUUGGAAGAUUUGAAGAAGUGUAAAAUUAUCUUCAUGAUUGGUGGCCCUGGCUCUGGCAAAGGCACACAAUGUGCAAAACUGGUGGGAAAAUACGGAUUUACACAUCUCUCAACUGGUGAGCUUCUGCGUAAUGAACUCACAUCAGAAUCUGAAAGAAGCAAAUUGAUCAGAGACAUCAUGGAACGGGGAGACCUGGUGCCCACGGGCAUCGUUUUGGCACUUCUAAAGGAAGCUAUGGCAGCCAAGGUCAGUCACACCAAGGGCUUCCUGAUUGACGGCUACCCUCGAGAAGUCAAGCAAGGGGAAGAGUUUGGACGCAGGAUUGGAGACCCACACUUGGUGAUCUGCAUGGACUGUUCAGCAGACACCAUGACCAACCGUCUUCUCCAGCGGAGUCAGAGCAAUCCACAUGUGGACGACAACACCAAGAACAUUGCCAAGCGCCUUGAAACCUACUACCGCGCGUCCAUCCCUGUGAUCGCCUACUAUGAGACAAAAACACAGCUUCACAAGAUAAACGCAGAGGGAACACCAGAGGAAGUUUUUCUUCAAGUCUGCACAGCAAUUGACUCUAUUAUCUGAAGACAAAAAUGCAUGUAUGCCAAGGAGAAUGGAGACAAGAGAAAAUAUUCAAGGUCCAUCCCUUAAC
This is a messenger RNA of Chrysochloris asiatica (Cape golden mole), 1756 nucleotides long. Its product is annotated as adenylate kinase isoenzyme 5-like. The transcript is spliced from 14 exons. Lineage: Eukaryota; Metazoa; Chordata; Mammalia; Afrosoricida; Chrysochloridae. Gene Ontology annotation, molecular function: AMP kinase activity; nucleoside diphosphate kinase activity; ATP binding. Gene Ontology annotation, biological process: ATP metabolic process; nucleoside triphosphate biosynthetic process. Bases 1 to 1689 code for a protein of 562 amino acids. Gene Ontology annotation, cellular component: cytosol; cytoplasm. The record is from RefSeq and is a predicted model, not a curated record.